UAACCCAAGUAUGUUCAGAGCCUGAACAUUGGUUACUGUGGUUACCCCGUUUGGGGCUUUCCUGUCCUUUGGAUCAUAUUAUAGGUCAUUUCCCACCCAUGUGGUAAGCGCGUUUAAUAUCCUCUCAACUGAUUUGUUAAAUAAACCGCCCAGGCGCGCUUUGCAACGCGGGAAAGACUUUGAGAAAGCGCACACUAGGAAAGCUGCACUGUCAGAAAGAACGGCGCCCACCAGGCUGUAACGACAGAACGAAUGUAGUCCAACGUUCUACUGUCUUUUAGGAAUUGUAGCGCAGUUUUUUAUCAAGUUAGAAAUGAAUAUUUUUACUCCAGAUUGAAUUGGACUCAUUUACGGAACUAUUUCCGUUCGCUGGAUUUGUAAGACUUUUUUCGAUUCUCGAAAACGGUUGACUAGAAGACAUGACUGCUUGUAUGGCAUGUGAUUAACAGUAAGGGUGAUCUUUGGCUCUUUCGGAUUUUAAAGCUUCUCAGAGCUAUUUGAAAUUCAACGAUGGCUGAGAACAAGCAACCGCAGGUUAUUUUUUGCAACGAUUCUCCUAAAAGAGUUUUGGUGUCUGUCAUUAAAACCACUCCGAUGAAACCGAGAAAGAGCGAGUCGCUAAUUCCGACCAGCCCCGGGUUCAGUGACUUCAUGGUGUACCCGUGGAAGUGGGGAGAGAAUGCACACAACGUGACCCUCAGCCCCGGAUCCGUGAACGGGGCAGACUCACCGACUGGAACCAACACCGCGAGCGAGGCUGAACUGGCGGCUUUGCCGGAUGCCUUGAAGGACGGGAGCCGGCGAGGGCGCCCGCGGGCUGAGACGGUCAGGGAGCUCAUCAACGAGGGAGAGACGUCGUCCAGCCGCAUCCGCUGCAACAUCUGUCACCGAGUGUUCCCCAGGGAGAAGAGUUUACAGGCCCACAAGAGAACUCACACAGGAGAGAGGCCCUACUUGUGUGACUACCCAGAGUGUGGGAAGGCCUUCGUCCAGAGCGGCCAGCUGAAGACCCACCAGAGGCUGCACACGGGAGAGAAGCCCUUCAUCUGCUCCGAGAAGGGCUGCGGAAGCCGCUUCACCCACGCCAACCGCCACUGUCCCAAGCACCCGUACUCCCGGCUGCGCAGACAGGAGCCCAGCGACGGCACCGGCAGGGCUCCAGCCGCUGACAACAAGGCUGUGGCCGAAUGGCUGGCUAGGUACUGGCAGACGAGAGAGCAGCGCACCCCUGCCCCAGCCAGGGGGAAACCCCAGAGCGCGGGCAGCGUGGAGGACCAGGAGCAGAAGGACCCCCUGGACUUCCUGCAGUCUGACGAGGAGAACGGCGAGGAGGAGCCAGCGGAGGACGAGAAGACCAGUGGGGGCGGGGCCGCAAGGCGCCGUCUCCAAGAGCAACGGGAGCGUCUCCAUGGCGCCCUGGCGCUCAUUGAGCUGGCCAACAAUCUGUCUCCUUAAAGCCCCGCCCACUUCCUGGUCAAGAGACCCCCUCCCCGAACCCUCCCCCCUUUGCCCCAGUGCAUGCUGGGCGUUCUUAGAUGCAAGUCUAGCGAGCGACUUGGCCCAGCUGUCCUGAGCAGGAACACCCUACAGCACCUUACUCACCUCCACAGUUCUCCUUACUAGGAUGUUAGGAUAUGAAGAAUGUCUUUUCUCACACCUGCCUUUUGAAGACAGCAAAUGAGGAUCAUUUAAAAAAGAAAGAAAAUUCGGUUCAGUUUUGUUUGCACUUUGUUUGGUGAGCGAGUGAUCUUCCUUGCUUUUGUGUGUGAGGGUGUGUGUUUUUAUGAUGGAUGUAUAUAUGGAGCUCAGAGAGACAGGGUCGACCCAGGGCACAAUGGGGCGUAUCUCCAUAGUGUGGUUGAGCGUAUCUCCAUAGUGUGACAUGACGUCCUCGAUUGUGCUUCCUUUGCUCCAUGUGCUUUGGGUUUGCAAACCAAGAAUCACAUCUGGUCACAAUGACGCGACUUCAGGCCCUGGUCUGUCUGAGAAGGAGUCUAGGAAGGAGAGGAAACCAGCGAGGGUGUACUUGGUGCACAAUUGAGAUGCAGCUGCUGUCACAGUGAGAAGAGGUUGUCAUUGCAAGCCUAAUCUGAAAUACCCUUUCACCCUAACCUGAGAUCACAGAGCACUCAGCUCCACCCACACCAACACCCAGACCAGUAGCUGUAUAGUAAUAGGUUGCCAUCUCUUAUAUUAAAAGACUGCAGCCAGACUGCGAUAUCGCCCGUGACCUCCAGGGGGAUCACAGAAAGGGCGUUUCUCAGAAGCGUUUUGAUUACGAUAUUUAUUGCAUCAUGUUUGUUCUAUUUGAUACUGUUUUCAUGAGGUAUUUCAACAUUUUAGGGUCUGAUUCACAUUUGUCUGGUUUGGUGUGACCAUCUUAUCUAACCUUCCUCAGUGUUAAACAACAAAACCAGUUUAACUCGUCAUUAAUUGCAGUUCCAUUGUUUGACAAAGAUAAUCACAGGAACUAGAAGCUCAUUAGUUCCUGCGUGGGACAAAGUUAGAUUCUUGAGACAUUUUAUCCACCAUUUCAGUUGAAAUCAUUGUCCCAUUACUUUUGCCUCUGUGGGUUAAGCUUGCAAUGGAACAGAAAUGUCUGACUUGGAUAGAAAAAUGGCGCUUGUUUCUGCUGAAAGUAAGCUUUUUCCUUUCCUUUUGUAUUUUUUGAAACACUACAUAUUUUAACAUUGU
This is a messenger RNA of Hypomesus transpacificus, 2694 nucleotides long. RefSeq names its product zinc finger protein 367 (gene znf367). Gene Ontology annotation, cellular component: nucleus. NCBI's taxonomy places the organism in Eukaryota, Metazoa, Chordata, Actinopteri, Osmeriformes, Osmeridae. Gene Ontology annotation, molecular function: RNA polymerase II cis-regulatory region sequence-specific DNA binding; DNA-binding transcription factor activity, RNA polymerase II-specific. Gene Ontology annotation, biological process: regulation of transcription by RNA polymerase II; central nervous system development. The transcript is spliced from 5 exons. The coding region runs from base 511 to 1455 and encodes 314 amino acids. The record is from RefSeq and is a predicted model, not a curated record.